UGUCUGUGGGUUGGCUGGUUAUUUUGCAAGCGGGAGGGGCCGUGCUCGCUCUUGCCUCAGGCUUCUGUCCCCCACCCCCUUCACCGGUACGGGUCUCUUCUUCGAAAAGAUGUCGGACACGGCAGUGGCUGACACUCGGCGCCUUAACUCGAAGCCUCAGGACCUGACUGAUGCUUAUGGGCCGCCAAGUAACUUCCUGGAGAUAGACAUCUUUAAUCCACAGACGGUGGGCGUGGGCCGCGCGCGCUUCACCACCUAUGAGGUUCGCAUGCGGACAAACUUACCCAUCUUCAAGCUGAAAGAAUCCUGUGUACGGCGACGCUACAGUGACUUUGAGUGGCUGAAAAAUGAGCUGGAGCGAGAUAGUAAGAUUGUAGUACCACCAUUGCCUGGGAAAGCCCUGAAGCGGCAGCUCCCUUUCCGAGGAGAUGAAGGGAUCUUUGAGGAGUCUUUCAUUGAAGAAAGGAGGCAGGGCCUCGAACAGUUUAUUAACAAAAUUGCUGGGCACCCACUGGCUCAGAAUGAACGCUGUCUACACAUGUUCCUGCAGGAGGAGGCAAUUGAUAGGAACUACGUCCCUGGGAAGGUGAUUCUGAUAUUAGAAGCAUGCCAGAACAGAUUGCUAAAAGGAGGAAGUCACUUUCUCUUUAUGAACCCCAACAAAGCUCCAACACCUUCAUCUAUUUGUAUGGUAUUUUAAAUCCUAAAAAGGGACAAUUGUGUUUCUUCCUCUCCUGUUGUUACCAUGGAAAUGGGAGGUAGGGUCUAAAGCAAAUCAUGAAAGAGUGGUCCAUCUUCAGUGGUUUCUAAGUCUCCUAAUCUGCUAAUCCCUGUAACAUCCUUCUUCACCAAGAGUCAAGACCCCAAAAUCAUGUAAGGGAUGGGCCGAAAUUGGGACACAGAAGGGCUUAUAAGGAGCAGUUCUCAACCUUCCUAAUGCUGCGAUCCUUUGAUACAGUUCCUCAAGUUGUGGUGACCAUCAACCAUGAAAUUAUU
Molecule: messenger RNA, 996 nt
Organism: Cricetulus griseus (Chinese hamster)
Lineage: Eukaryota; Metazoa; Chordata; Mammalia; Rodentia; Cricetidae
Source: RefSeq, a predicted model, not a curated record